CCUCCACACACAACCUAGCCAUGAAUCCUCAAAGCCCUAAAACCAGUGCUCCUUGCACCUUGCCAGUGGAGCCGGCUGCUGCUGUUGUUCCCAACGAAGCAGUGGCGACCGAUAAAGCUCCGCCGCCGCCAACGGCCAACACGGUGAUAAUCCGGGAGCAGGACCGGCUGAUGCCCGUGGCCAACGUGUCCCGCAUCAUGCGCCAAGUGCUGCCUCCCUACGCCAAGAUCUCCGACGACGCCAAGGAGGUGAUCCAGGAGUGCGUGUCCGAGUUCAUCAGCUUCGUCACCGGCGAGGCCAACGAGCGGUGCCACACCGAGCGCCGCAAGACCGUCGCCUCCGAGGACAUCGUGUGGGCCUUGAACCGCCUCGGCUUCGACGACUACGUCGCGCCCGUCGGCACCUUCCUCCAGCGCAUGCGCGAGAGCGAGGCCGGCGGCGAAGAGCGCGGCCCAGGGCGUGGCGGCGGCUCGCGCCGCGGCUCGUCCGUGGUCACGCUCACGCUGCCGGUCAACGGCGGUGCGCAGCUGACGAUGCACCACCCUGCCGCCGUCAGCCGGCAUCCGCACCAAGGUGUGUCGCCUGCUGCAGGUUACGCCGUCCGGCCCGUUCCCCGCCCGGCGGCGGUUCCAUCUGCCAAUGGGGCGGUGGCGGCGCCGCACUUCGGCGGCCGGUCGUACCAGAUGUACGGCGGCAACCACCGCCCUGUGGUUCCCUGCUACCACGGAGGAGGAGGAGCGGCGUUCGUCGACGCCGGUGGAAGCCAACACGUUGGAUUCCACGACGACGAGGCUAGCUCUUCGACUGAAAAUCCACCGGCGGGGCGUCCUGGCUCGCACUAGCCAAGAGCUAGCUAGUUUCCGCGCGUGUAUAAUAAGAGGAGAGGCGGCCAGAGGCAGAUGCAUGCACGAUCGAGAUCUCUCGUGCUGCAGGCUGGCCGGUGCACGCGCCGCCUUGCCGAACUCCGUCGCCCGUCGUCGUCGCCGGCGUGGACUAGACCUGUUUGUUAGUUCUCCAGUACCGUUUUCGUUUUCUCCCAUCAUUUACCAUGUUUCUUCGAGACACUUUUUGCUAAUCUUCUGAUGCUUGAGUUUUCGAUUCUCUUGAGGCGAUAUCGUAUCCAUCCCUUGCUUGA
Sorghum bicolor (sorghum) is the source of this 1135-nucleotide messenger RNA. RefSeq names its product nuclear transcription factor Y subunit B-10. The coding region runs from base 21 to 842 and encodes 273 amino acids. NCBI's taxonomy places the organism in Eukaryota, Viridiplantae, Streptophyta, Magnoliopsida, Poales, Poaceae. Gene Ontology annotation, cellular component: nucleus; CCAAT-binding factor complex. The transcript has a single exon. The record is from RefSeq and is a predicted model, not a curated record. Gene Ontology annotation, molecular function: protein heterodimerization activity; DNA-binding transcription activator activity, RNA polymerase II-specific; RNA polymerase II cis-regulatory region sequence-specific DNA binding. Gene Ontology annotation, biological process: regulation of transcription by RNA polymerase II.